Aaosphaeria arxii CBS 175.79 is the source of this 545-nucleotide messenger RNA. RefSeq lists its product as uncharacterized. NCBI's taxonomy places the organism in Eukaryota, Fungi, Ascomycota, Dothideomycetes, Pleosporales. The transcript has a single exon. The coding region runs from base 126 to 467 and encodes 113 amino acids. The record is from RefSeq and is a predicted model, not a curated record.
CGACUGGCGUUCGACAUUUGCUCUUCUUCUUUUUGGUUUUUGUAUGUAAUGGUAUUGGGAGUAAAGCAUCUACGGCGGCGUUGAAUGGGACCUCGAUUUGGUAAUUUCACUUUCCGAAUCGAUUGAUGGAGGAUUGUACAGGAACAUGUUUUUUAUUUUUUUUUAUUUUUGAUUAUCUCUUUAUUGUAUUUCUGCAUGUCUUUUUGUUAUCAUUUAGAUGGGCGUUUUGGAUUCAGAGGCUGUCGAGUAUUCUGGCCUUUGACUGUUUUUCUCUUCUGUCUUGUCAUCCUGUCUUUGGGGCUGUUCGGAGUUGGCUCAGUUGUUACCAUGAUCAUCAGGCAACAACAAACGACAGAAGAACAGCAACAACGACGACAAGGGGUGCCGAGGCAGGCGAUGCAAUCCCGGGCAGCAUUGCUGCGGAUGACUGGGUUCAUCGUGUAUGUACUAGUAGGAUUAUUGGAUGACUUGUUGGUUGGGAGUCAUGAUUGAUAAUGCUCGUGUUUUCUUCCCAAAGCAGGGCAGCAGGGGAUGACAGUAACGAU